AUGUUUUUCGGCUUCACAAACACAGAUCUCAUCAAGCUUUGCCCUGAUUUGAUUGACAUGCCAGAUGUCACUAUCCAACAUGUCAAUCACAUUCUGUACUUCUCUAUCCUUCACUUUGGAGCCUGUAUGCCUAACCACUACGCCUUCCAAGACGAAAGUCGCGAGCUUGACUGGCCCACUCUUGUCUAUGUCGGCGCAUUGCGCGCAAUACCUGCCUGGCAGCGUGAAGCCACUGGCACUAGAACGGACUCUGCAGCUGGGAUGCUUUUGGCUCUCACAGCCAGCGAGCAUUUCGACUUCGCCCUGGCGUGGCAGAUGAUUGAACUAUCCUCAAAUUAUGCGAAAAAGAUUCAAUUGCACGCAACAGACUUAGACCACUCAUGCGAUCGCCCAGGUGUUACAGACAAUGAGCGCAGGGAUAUCUGGGAUCUUGUUAGUAAGAACCUGGUUUACCGGCUACUAUUCAACAAAUUACCCGGCAUUGGCGGGGAUCCAUCUGAUUGGCACGUAAAUCUCCCCCGCCUUGAUGAUACGAACACCAUAGGGUCCACGCAUGGUGUGCCGAACCCCUUGGCCAUUGUCUUCCUUAUCCGAUCGCGACUGACUUUGACACUGAUGGAGCACUUCCAGAUUAUGAGGACGGACAACCCUGAGAUGAUCAUUGACACUACGGAAAGACUCUGCCUUGAUCUCCUCCAGACAUAUGACGGGUGGCCGAUUGUAAGCGAACUUUCAGCAUAG
Alternaria burnsii is the source of this 741-nucleotide messenger RNA. RefSeq lists its product as uncharacterized. NCBI's taxonomy places the organism in Eukaryota, Fungi, Ascomycota, Dothideomycetes, Pleosporales, Pleosporaceae. The record is from RefSeq and is a predicted model, not a curated record. Bases 1 to 741 code for a protein of 246 amino acids. The transcript is spliced from 2 exons.